Molecule: messenger RNA, 486 nt
Organism: Staurois parvus
Lineage: Eukaryota; Metazoa; Chordata; Amphibia; Anura; Ranidae
Source: the annotation of a GenBank genome assembly
GUAAUUGCAAGCUUUCGAGGAACAAAUCCACAUGGCUUAACACUGGAAAUUGGGGACACAGUUCAAAUAUUAGAAAAAUGUGAAGGUUGGUACAGAGGAUUUGCAUUAAAGAACCCCAAUGGCAAGGGCAUUUUUCCUGCAAGCUAUGUACAUAUCAAGAAUGCAUCAGUAAAAAACAAAGGGCAGUUUGAAAUGGUAGUACCAACAGAAGAUGCAGUCAUCACAGAGAUGACGUCCACACUCAGAGACUGGGGCACUAUGUGGAAACAGCUAUAUGUGAAGAAUGAAGGUGAUCUUUUCCAUCGCCUCGGUCACAUAAUGAACGAGAUCCUGGAUCUGCGCAGACAAGUGCUAGUGGGGCACCUGACUCACGAUCGAAUGAAUGAUGUAAAACGACACAUUACAGCCCGUCUGGAUUGGGGAAAUGAGCAGUUGGGACUGGAUUUGGUUCCUAGGAAAGAAUUUGCCAUGGUGGAUCCAGAAGAA